GGAARAAAAAAAAAAAAAAAAAAAAGCCCUUCUUGAUCUAAAAUGUCCCUCAAGCUGCCACGGACCUGGGAUUUCAACCUGAAAAUGGAUGCUGCAAAAAUAGCCCGCUCCCGGAGUGUGAUGAGCGGGGACCCCGCGGGUGCUCGGCCGGGCUCCCCCAGCCCCCUGGAGCGGCCCCUCAAGCUGGGCUGGCUCAAGAAGCAGCGCUCCAUCGUCAAGAACUGGCAGCACAGGUACUUUGUGCUCAAGGGACAGCAGCUCUACUACUACAAGGACGAGGACGAYCCCAAACCUCAGGGCUGCCUGUCACUCCAGGGAAGCACCAUCAAGGAGGUGGCCACUAACCCAGAGGAAGGAGGGAAAUUCAUCUUUGAAAUCAUCCCAGGGGUGGCUGGAGAGCAGAGCCGGGCAGGGCAGGACACGUGUGUGCUGAUGGCCAGUUCCCAGGCAGAAAUGGAGGAGUGGGUGAAAUCCAUCCGCAGGGUGCUGGGCUCGGCCUCAGGAGCGGUGUUYGGGCAGCGCCUGGCAGACACCAUGGCCUAUGAACAGAAAUUUGGGCAGCAGCAGGUGCCCAUCCUGGUGCAGAAAAGUGCAGAAUUUAUCCGGGAGCACGGAGUGAGCGAGGAGGGAAUCUUCCGCCUCCCUGGCCAGGACAACCUGGUCAAACAGCUCCGGGAUGCCUUCGACGCCGGGGAGAGACCCUCGUUUGACAGGGACACCGAUGUCCACACUGUGGCCUCCCUGCUCAAGCUCUACCUGCGGGAGCUCCCGGAGCCCGUGGUGCCCUGGCUGCAGUACGAGGAUUUCCUGCUCUGUGGAAAGGCACUGGAAGCUGAUGAGUCAAAGGGCCAUCAGGAGCUCCUGAAGCAGCUGUCCCUCCUUCCCAGAGACAACUACAAUCUCCUCAGCUACAUCUGCAGGUUUCUCUAUGAAAUACAGCUGAACUCCAGUGUCAACAAGAUGAGUGUGGAUAACCUGGCAACAGUGAUYGGAGUGAACCUCAUCAGACCCAAGAUAGAGGAUCCUGCAAUUAUUAUGAGAGGCACACCCCAGGUCCAGAAGGUGAUGACUGUGAUGAUCAGUGACCAUGAAAAUCUCUUUCCCCCAUCCAAGGAUGUGCCACCCUCCCCACCUGCCCAAAAAACUGAGAAGAAAGCUCCUGUCCCACGCAGCUCUGUGGGCUGGGGAGCUGGAGAGAACCCCACAGUGCCCAGAGGCUCCAUCCAAAGGCAAAUGAGGGCUGACCCCAAUUCCAGCAGUGCCCCCGGCCCAGCUGCGAGCUCGAGUGUCCCCGGGGAAGAUACAGAGUCCAAAGACACRCUGGGAACGUGGAAAACACAGUCAAGGAAAAGAACUCAGACUUUACCUACAAGGAAAUCUUUGCUGACAGCAGCUCCUCCGGAGGAGAAAGGCAGCAAGGACAAGAAUGACAUCUUUGCCAGUGACUUUUGGCAAAGCUCCCCGGGGAGCAGCACACGCCCUGCAGCCUCUGAUGGACACAAGAGAACAUUGUCUCACGAUCUUUUYAAGCUGCUCGACCUUCACAGGGCUCCAACCUGUGACAAUGUUCCCCUCUCGCAGGCAGAGAGUGGGGAGGGCAGCGGCUCCAGCCCCAGCCCUUCCAGCAGCAUCUCCGAGAAGGAAUUUCUGCCCUGCUUCAGUCCCACCAGCAGCCCUGCUGAGGUCUCCAAGCCUGAUCAGGAGAGCAGGGAGUUCCUGCAAAACAUGAUCCUCAAGCUGGAAAARGAUCUGGAGGCACAGAAAAAUGACUAUGAGAAACGAAUUACAAGUCUCCAGAAGGAAAACUGUGAAGUCUGGGCCAAAGUGGGGAGGCUGAACCAGGACAUUGAGCAGGAGAAGAAGAAGUCUGGAGAGCUGGAGCAGAAGCUGAUGAACAUGGAGCGCUUGUGGGGUGACCUGGAGAAGAAAACCAAGAUGUUUGAGGAGGAGAUAAAAAACUUAACUAAAUCCACAAGUAAAACUGGUGCCAAAACCAACUAGGAGGAGAUGCUCAGCUUUGCACAGACACAAAGUGCAGCUGCACGAAUCCAAAGGAAUUGCAGGUUCAGAGCCAGGAUCUUGUAUUUUUCUGUGCCCUGCUACUGCCCCACAAGCUGAGUGGGAGGAAGGAGAUCAGAGCUUAGGGGCUGGUUUUUGCUCUGGACCAGGAAAUUUCAAAAAUACCUUUUAGCUUUUUUUGGUGUUUAUUUCARCUCCUCUUUCAGCUGCUCAAGUUACCUGGAGAACAGGCCAGCACUUCCUGUUGCUCAGUCAGAAUGUCUCACUCGGAAGAUUGGGGUAUGGAUGCAUGAUGCCUUUACAAAACCAAACCAGUGCCUGUCUCCUUGCUGGAGAUAUCCACAUGUAAAACACCCCUGAAUUCUGGAUCUGGGCAGGUAGAAGAGCCUCAGUCUGGGGUAGCACAGCCCAUGAGCAGUGCCUGCACUGUGGAGGUGCUCACAUCCAUCACAGCUGCUCAGUGCUUUGUGUGGCAAGACAAGCCCAGCAGGCUCUGACAUCUCCUGCAGCAUCCCCUGCUGUGCUGUGCCAGCCAUCCCUGCCAUUGCUCCAGGCACAAGAGCCCAGGAUCACACAAACCUUCUCAGUUCUGUGGUCGUUGCGUUGUUUUAAGUCACUGCUCCCUACAGCCACGUGUUCCUAAAUCCAGCACAGCUGACAAAGCUUGGGGAGCACUUUCACACAUUUCUACUUGGAGCUCUUUGUGCACAGRGAGCCCAUCAGCAACUUUCCCAGAAAGUUCUGCAUUUUCUGUGAUGAUCAGACUUUAAAGGAUGACAAAUUUGGACUUAUUGACCRCCCCUGCUUUGGUGUUUCAUUAUUUCUGAAGUGCCCACAGGAUUUCCUCAGCCAGCUUGUGGAAACCUGGGUUUGCACCCCAGUGAGGAUGUCAGGUCUCUCCCCAUCACUUGCUGCCAUCAGUGUAGAGACCACAUGGACACAAAGGUGUCCCUGUGGCUAUUUGUGACCUUUCUGCUUGUCCUCCACCCCUGCCAGAGAGUCGUCCUUCCAGCAGUACCACGGUGGUAAUCCACUUCUUUUGAUGCCUGAUCUGGCUACCUAAAACAGAGGCCAGACAAAAUUCAGAGAAUCAAAAGCAGUUCUAUUUAUUUCAGAGCCUUCAGGGCCAUUCAGGGCAGUCCCACACCCACAAUGGACCAUGGCUCACGGGUUUUUCACCCUUUCUCACUUUUGUCCAUUUGCACAUCGGGAUUUGCUGAAUCCUCCAAUUGCAGCUGCAGCCAAUGCAGUCAUUGACUCCAACUUGGCUCCCCCAAUUCUCUGUUGUUUCCAUCUCUUGGGGCCUGGCCCAGGGAGGUGUCCUUGAGUUUGGGGCUGCAGAGGAAUUGUUUUGUGCAAAACAUGGGAGAACAGAAGCUCAGCACUCUAUGUGGAGUCUAGAGUUAUACAUUAAGRAUUACAGGAAUUGCAGGAUUACAGAUACAAGAGAAAUAUAGAAGCUAAAUCCUAAGGCAUCUCCUGACACACUCAGAUAAAGAGGUUCCAAAGUGUCUGCCACCAUUUCACAGCAACUGCUGCCAUUCACAGUUAUUUUCUAUGAUUUCAGAUGACCUUGAUAGAGCUGCUCCAGUGUUUAUUUCAUUUUUUACCUUUGCAAGAAGCUCAUCACUAAUCUGAGUGUGAGGCUCAGGAGUCAUUAGAGGGAAACUUCUCCAUCGGGUUUAGGAGCAACAUCAUGAACAUCUGGGUUGGAAAUGCCACAUGCUCCUUUCUGCAAAGAUCAAAAGUGUGAAGAGGCCAAUAAUUCCUUCACAGCAGACUGUAAUGACGUGCAAAGGCUUGGCUGAGGCUCAGAAACCUCCACCAUUAGGACAAGUGCACGUUAUUUUAGUAUAAACYGCGCAUUCCUCUGCUUCCGCUCAGAUAGGCAAAACAGCCCCRUGGCUGCUGAGGAUCAGAGGGACUCCUUUGAAGAUAUUCCACCCUUUAACAUCUGCAAGGUUUAUAGAGGUCAUCUCUGAAAGAGAGACUUUCCAGCAGAGGUCAGGUGGRCUGGAAAUUCCUGAGCCUGGAGGGAGGAGCAGCCUCAGAGAGCAACACGGGCACCUUGAGAGCUGGUGUUGUCCUUGGGUGCUGUUAGAUAAUGAGUGAGUUUUUUCCAGAGACAGAAAACCAUGAAUUACCCAUACCAGACCUGUGAACUGCACUCUUUUCAUCCCUGAGGGGGUGGGUGUCCUCUCUGCUUAGCCCAGAGCCUCACCUGAACACAGGCACUGCUUGAAGCUUGUUCUGGAUCUUCUGCACUUUCUAUUGGAGACAUCACAACAUGAGAUUUCUGAAAACUGAUUGAUGCCCAGCCUACAUUUCCUUCCUCUCUCUAUUUAUGCAGCCAGGCCGUGGAGCUUUUUGGAGUGGAAGCAGCAGAGAAUUUCUCCUGUUCCUGGAGCAGGGGUUGCUGCGAGGGACAUUAUAAACUCUGGGGGGGUUUGGUGGCUCUUCAGCCCAGCAGUUUUGGGUCUGGAUCCCCUGGAGAGUGUGAUGCUACUCCUGUCAUAAAACCACAACAGACAAUAAAGCAAGAGCCUUUCCAGACCUGUCCUGUAGGCUUUUGGGAACCUSUGAAAAGGUAUUUUUCACCCCUUAACCCUCCUACUGCAGUGUGAGGACAYAAAAGCUUUACCAAGGUGAUAAUGGGGGGAUCACACAGAGGAUUUUCCUCUUCCUUUAAAUGUGAUAGGGCUUUCCAAAUUAAAGCAAUUGAACCACAGAUCCCAAUGUAUCUAAARCUGUUAAAUGAUGUAGUGUGGAUGAAAGUAGAUGAAAGUAAGRUAUCUUUUAGUCCAUCCUUUUAGUCACCUCACUGCAUUCUUUGUGUUAGAGCAGAAACUCUGUUUUGCUCUUCUCAGACAUUUACUGAAUAAAUUAAUUUAGGAAUUCACUCCAUUGUGUCCAAGGUUUGGUGCGCAUGAGAGGCAAGAAAAUAAAAUUAUC
Molecule: messenger RNA, 4971 nt
Organism: Malurus melanocephalus (red-backed fairy wren)
Lineage: Eukaryota; Metazoa; Chordata; Aves; Passeriformes; Maluridae
Gene: ARHGAP25
Product: Rho GTPase activating protein 25
Exons: 11
Coding region: 43-2001 (652 amino acids)
Biological process (GO): activation of GTPase activity; phagocytosis, engulfment; signal transduction
Cellular component (GO): phagocytic cup
Molecular function (GO): GTPase activator activity
Source: RefSeq, a predicted model, not a curated record